This is a messenger RNA of Lachancea fermentati, 3471 nucleotides long. NCBI's taxonomy places the organism in Eukaryota, Fungi, Ascomycota, Saccharomycetes, Saccharomycetales, Saccharomycetaceae. The record is from the annotation of a GenBank genome assembly.
AUGAAGCGCAUAUUUUACCAAGAGGAUUACAGGAAAUACAAGCAUGUCAAGAAAGAGCUAACACGAUACAGUGAGGAGACAAUGCUCGACGUUUCCCGUCGAAAUUAUGUUCUCCUGCUUUCACGUAAUCAACACUCGAACGGAAUGAAGCUUUUUCUUCCCUUGAUGUUGGCUGAAUCGAUGGGGCGAUCAUCCGACCGCGCAGCUUAUCAAAUAAUGUACCACUUUAAGCAUCAUACAGAAUUCCCAGUGACAACUACACAAUAUGGCGGCCAAAGAAUUGUUUCGACGGCCAUGACAGUGGGCGGGGUUUAUUUUUGGGAUGAAACGGUACCGGCCUACCUGUACAUUAACGCAACUACACGACCAGACGGCGACUACUCUCACCUGACUGACAGUCAGCAGAAAAAAAAGUUUAAUGGUGAGAAGGCGAAAAUAGCCGCAAAGGAAUAUUUGAGUGACACUUCUUUGUCCAAAACGGUUGUGUCGCAAAAAUAUGGCAUAUCACUUUCAACUUUAAUUGACGCCAUAAAAAGACUCAAGCGUGAACGAGAGGUUAGCGAAGGGCAAAGCGGAAUAAUAAUGGACUACAAAACAGCCCCUGAUCCACAAACCAGGAAGCGAGUAGCAAGUGUUGCAUUGCUCAAUGUACUCAAUUCUCCAGUUUCGCCCUCGAAACGGUGUAAACUGAUCUCCCAUGCCGCUUUCAAAUACAACAUUCCAGAAAGGACUCUAAGAGAUAGAUUGAAAGCUUUGAAUCCCAGCCUUUCGAAAUCAGCAGAGGGGACACGCAGGCGGAAGUUGACACCUGCCGCAGAGCAAUUCUUGACCACGUUUUACGCUAUAUGCGAUGCUAGGAACACCCAGAUGACUGUGAAACAGGCAGAUGCGAUUUGCAAACUCAUGGCUGAAACUACAGGCGAGUACAGUCUUUUCAACUUUCAACCAGGUCCCGAUGGAGACAUGAGUCUAUCCAGGUUUUUGGCUGAUCGAGAAGUGCAGUUAGGGAAGAGCUUUGGAUGGAGAUUCAGGCUGAGGAACGGUUUCUCAUCUUCUAAGCCAAAGAGAAUGGACUCUAAUCGAUUGAAUGCCUCGAAUGUAAAUAACAUAGCUAUGUGGCUAAGCGAUGAAGCUUACCGCAUCCUGUCUUGUACACCUCGAGAGCUCAUAUAUAAUGCAGAUGAGAUCGGGUUUGCCCACACAAUUGACAACUCCAGCAGGCACUCCCGGUAUGUGUCUGUAAACGUGCCCAAAAGUUCUGGAGGAAGGGGCGUCAUCUAUAAAGUCAAGGAAAAAGAUGAGAAUUUGAAGACGUUGACAACCGUAACAGCAUGUGUUUCUGCAGCCGGUAAAAUUAUUCCACCAAUGGUCACAGCAGCUUCUUCGAUAGCAAAAAGCAGGACUGAUUGUGUUACGAGCAAUAGCAGAUUCGAAUGUAAUGCACAACAGAAACUUCAUCCGGAGGCAGGUAGAAAUGUCAGAACAAUAUUUACUCAGAAUGGAUGGAACAAUUCUAGGGCAUUCAUGGAAUAUAUAAAGUGGUUUGACUACCAGACCAGAGAAGCUGCUACAGUUUCAGGUGGUGAUAGCUCGCAAGCUCACUUAAGAAAGCGGGUUUUGAUUGUUGACAACCAUUUUUCGCACUAUGGGAGAGCAGUGUUGGAUUAUGUCACUGAAAAUAACAUACUACUAUUACUAUUACCGCCAAAUACCACACAUAUACUUCAGCCUCUGGAUGUUGGGGUUUUCAGCUCAUUUAAAAAACAGGUUAGAACGCUGGCGACAGAAUGGUGUCCUCAACCAGAAAUCGGACUAGAUGGAAAAUCAAGAUAUGGCCACUUCGAUAUUCUCUGCAACUUCGUUAAUGCUCUUUUUCACGUCACAAAAAAUAGCUUUAACCCUGCAACGAUCGUUCAAGCAUUUAAUAAUGCUGGUAUCUACCCACCAGAGAAAGCGCUAUUCAAUCCUGCAGUGAGGAAAGUAAUGAAACACUUUGACGGGCAUGCAAAGUUGAAGAAUAUCUUCCUGACAAAUAUUCUGCCUUUAACAGAGAGCUCAUUACGAUCAUCGAGAUCUAUAAGCGGAGCACAGAUUAAUGGCUCUUCGCAAAAUUCGCGGAAUUCCCAAGUUAUUCCUCUAGUUGACAGUAAUGCGUUCUUCAUUGGAGAAGAAGAAAUAGAAAGUUUGGAUUACCUGGGGGUCAAUACAGCGGAGAUUUUAGCUCGCUCAGAUGAGGUUGAGGAGAGUCGACCAGACUCAACUAAACAAACCACUUCUAAAGAGGAACAGCAAAUUAGAGCUAUCGAUGAAGCCUCUCUAGUUGACCAUGACUUCAUAACCAAGUUUACAUUUGAAGAUAUUUUGCAGAUGAUCACUAACUCAAUGAACGGUGAUGCCGUGGAUAAAGAGGUUUCCUUAAUUCCUAAACUAAUAAAACGCCUCGAUAGCUGUUCAACGAUCGCUUUCAGCAGUAAAUCACAUUUUACUAUUACGAAGGAAAUAUUCUUGGAGCAGCAGUCAAACGUGAUCGGGAUUGUUAUGUAUCUAAUCUACUUUGGAGCAUGUUUCCUUGGAGUAAGAGAACAGGCAAAAAUAGAGGAUUCCUUCCAUAUUUUCGAAGGCAAUAACCGCCCAGAAAAACACAUACAUUCUUGUACAUCUGGGGCACCGACAGUUGACAUAUUACGAGACAUAUCAAAGAAGCAAUUUUUCAAGCUUUUCCCAAAGAUAUCCAAUAAUAUAGACCGCGACCUUUUCAAGAAGCUUUCCACCAUUCAACAGGGACGUGCAGACACAUCUUCUAUUAGUCAAGAAGUUAUUAACACACUUGGUUCCACUGUGUGGGACUUUUUGAAAGACAUGCUGAAAAACGAGCACUCAGUAUUGGCCACUCAGCCUGAAGAGCUCAAAACCCGUGUACUCAACACCGUCAUAGAUUCGCCCGCAGCCCUGGCCAAAGCGGCCACCAUACGCACGAUAUUUGGGCAAGAUGGAAAGAUUUCACUCAGCAAAAACGAUUUCCCAAUAAUCUCCAAGAUAGAGAGUGUGAGCGUUCUUCCGCAAGAGCUCAUUGACGUCAACCUCACCGAUGACCAGUUUGCAUCAAAACUCGCGUCCCUGCGGGAAAUCGCAUACCAAACAAUGCAGGACAUGGUUGACCGCGAAACAGGCGGCAACAGCGACGACGAAGACACCCUGGUAGAGGACACCUCGCUGGAAGAAGAGGAUCGGGACCAGAAGCUCCUACAAGACUGGUUUUUGAUCUACCACGUUGACAAUGUCGCGGCCCGUAUCAUUAAAGCACGUGAAAACAAAGCUCUACAAAGACAGAAUGCGGAAUAUCGCCGGCAAAUCGAGCAUCUUUCCCAAAUCAUAUCGGGUAUGACAUCUCACAUACGAGAUCAAGAAAUGCACUUAAGACCGCUCCGGAACCCCUUUGAUUCCCCAAUUCCUUCCAGAACGCUUAUGUAG